GGAGUGAAUAUUCUUCUUCCGCCAUGAAGCCAGUGUUCGUCCCUAGAAGUACAAGGCAGAGAAAGGAAGAAGAAUUCGCAACCCGGGCCGAAGAAGAACGGGACGACCACCGUGAUUCCAAGAGGAGGACGAUGCGGCGGCGGAACCACGGAGAACGGGAUCAGAAGGAUGGGGAGCGGAGAGAACGGGUGGAGGAGAAGCUUGUGGCGGAGCGACAUAAAUCACAAACAGAACACCACCACCUCCAAAAAGCCAUGCCGCCCAUCAAAGAGCAGCAGCAGCAGAUUAUUAUUCCACCGAAGAAACGGGUCAUGGCGAAGCCAGGCCGCUUCUCUUUCGAUUGGGAUAACACCGACGACACCUCCUCCCGUGUCGACCACCUUGAGGAGGCUCCCCUCCUCUUCGGACGGGGUUAUCUGGCAGGCAUCGACCGCCCUGAGCAGAGGAAGAGGAAGAAGCUCUUUGAUUUUGAUCUCCGCCACUGGUCCGAGAAGAAGGUGGAAGAGAUGAAGGAAAGGGACUGGAGAAUCUUCAGAGAGGAUUUCAACAUAUCCUACAAGGGAGGAGGAUCCAAGAUUCCUAGGCCCAUGCGGAGUUGGGACGAGAGCGGGCUGACUCCUCAGCUGUUGAGGGCUGUGGAGAGGGCGGGAUACCACAACCCCACCCCCAUCCAGAUUGCAGCCAUCCCGCUCGGCCUCCAACAGCGGGAUGUCAUCGGUAUUGCCCAAACUGGUUCAGGUAAAACCGCUGCCUUCAUUCUCCCCAUGUUGAAUUACAUUGUUGCGAGUAGAGGGUUUAUGAAAAACACGAGGGAAUUAGAGAACGAUGAGGCGGAGGCGGAGGAAGGGCCUUAUGCUGUGGUGAUGGUCCCCACUCGAGAACUUGCCCAGCAGAUUGAGGACGAGACCAUAAAGUUGUCCCAUUAUCUGAGCGGCAUCAAAGUAGUCUCAAUUGUUGGUGGGCAGUCAAUCGAGGAACAAGGGUUUAGGAUUAGACAAGGGUGUGAUGUUGUGAUUGCCACGCCCGGACGUCUUAUUGAUUGCUUGCACCGACGUUACAUUGUUUUGAAUAGGUGCAACUAUGUUGUUCUUGAUGAGUCUGACCGCAUGACAGAUGAGGGUUUUGAGCCGCAGAUUGCGGGUGUCUUGGAUGCAAUGCCUUCGACCAAUUUGAAACCCAAGAACCAAGACGAAGAGCUUGAUGAGAAGAAGAUUUACAGAACAACUUAUAUGUUUAGUGCUACGAUGCCUCCGGCUGUGGAGCGACUUGCUAGAAAGUACCUGAGGAAUCCUGUGGUGGUCACCGUUGGUAGUGCAGGAAAUCUAAUCACCCAACACGUAAUCAUGAUGAAUUCAUCAGAGAAAUUGCAUCUGUUGGAGAAAUUGCUGGAUCAACUCGGAGGAGAUAAGACGGCGAUUGUGUUUGUAAAUACUAAGAGAUGCGCUGAUACACUUUCCAGAGCUUUGGACAAGGCUGGCUAUCGCCUGACAACUUUCCAUGGCGAUAAAUCACAGGAGCAGAGAGAACUUAGUCUUGAAGGUUUCAGGGCCAAGAGAAAUAAUGUGUUGGUCGCAACAGAUGUAGCAGGACGUGGGAUUGAUAUUCCUGAUGUGGCCCACGUAAUCAAUUAUGAUAUGCCUGACAAGAUUGAGAAGUACACCCAUCGCAUUGGACGAACAGGUCGUGCAGGAAAGACAGGUGUUGCAACAACAUUCUUGACUUUACACGAUGCUGAUGUCUUCUAUGAUCUCAGGCAGAUGCUUAUUCAAAGUAAAAGUCCCGUGCCCUCUGAAUUGGCUAGACACAAGGCUUCAAAAUUCAAGCCAGGAACCAACUAUUCCUGACAGAUGACCACCUAGACGGAAUUGAAACCGUGUUUUGUCAUUGAAGCUGACUGUGCUGUAUUAUGGUUAGAAGAGGAGACACACAGUUUUAGGUUGCUGCUGCAGACAAAGGAAGUUUGGGCCUUGGCUACCGGGAAGAAGACAGAAAUGCUUGCAACUUGUGGCAGUGAUGCAGUUAUCAAUUUGUGGCAUGACUCUGAUGCAGUUAUCGUCUAAUGACGAUGUAUUGCGAUUGGAGAUGUCUUCUUUGCGGAUAUGGAGCAAGAUUUGGUGAUGCAGCCAGGUGGUCCUCUUGCUCAUAAAUGCAAGACCCUGAUUGAGCCAAGUCGUCUUAUCAUGCUCACUGCGCAAAGGUUCAUUCAAAUGUUCUUGGGGGAGAGAUUUAUAGCUCUUCAUUUCCGGCGUCAUGGAUUUUUGAAGUUUUGGUAUGGUUUCCCUUAUCUCUAACUUUGGUAUAUCUUGAAGUACUGUUCUAUAGCAUCUGAGGUUAAAUUUGAGCUGAUUGUAUGUAGUCCAAAAAUUUUCACCUAACAUGGUUUGUGUUUCCAUAAUUUGGAAAGUUUGAAACCGUUCAGAGGGGUGAGAGUUGGGGGCAUCAUGCCUUUUUUUCUUGCCGAAAGAGCGUAGUAACUUCACUGCUAUGAGUCGUGUGUGUCUGUCCUUACAUAGAGAACUUUGACAGUAUGUUUCAAAGAUUGAUUUAAGAAUGAGACCUAGGGGAUUACUUCAGUUAGUUAUUGAACUUUGGACCCAGUUUACUUGGUUGAGUGUCUACUUAGGUUUUUCCGUUUGGAACUUUCUUUAGAUUGUCGAGAUUCUUGAUUUGCUUGUACGAUCGGUAGGCUCUCUCUCCUUUGGUACCCUAAUGGAGUUAUGUCCUUUUAGAUGCCAUCAAUACCCAUACACAAUAAAAGGAAAUACUAGAUGAAAAAUGUUUAUUGGAGAUGGAUAGUAGUAAGUAUUGAUAGGACUCCCGCGUUAAGGUAAUUUAUGGAGUGGUUUUAUUGUUGAAAUUGGCAGAUUUUCUUGUCAUUUUGUUUCAUGAAUUUUGACAUCUUGGUAGUAGAUGAAUAAGUUUUUGUAUUACACGUAGGGCUGGAUCGAUUGGUUGGCAAUGGCCAUGGUGUGUUAGGAUGUGAGUGCUUGUGUUGCUUGAAUAUAGGAGUGGAUUAUUUUAGGGUUGCAUUUUGGUGAUAUAGCAGCUAGGUGGAGGCAUGUAAUGUUAUCGUGGUGAUUUUGAAGUCUACUAUAUGGUUGUCACUGUCUUAUGGUUGUGGAAAUAUUGGGAACUAGAAGAUUGUGUGGAGUUAAACUUACGAGAUUAGACUUGAUAUAUAUAUAUAUAUAUAUAUAUGAAUCAGUAAUUUCGAAGUGAUAAUGGAUUAUUAUCGUGGUUAAUUUUGGGAGUCUUGACUUCUUUAGUGCAAAAGGGAAAGUUCACUUUUGGUCAUUGUGUAUUCACUAGAAGAAUUUUUACUGGAGCAUUCGACUUAGUUAAAUGUGUAUAUUUAGUACAAGGAGUUAGACCUCGAGAUGCUAGGUGUUUGCAGGUGGUCUUGUGGAAUAUAGGUCACUAUUAUUUGAGAAGAGAUAUUGGGAACUAAUUAUGUUAAUCCAUUAAGUUAAAGACUCUAGAUUUUUGUGAUUGAUAAUAUUGCAGAUACACAUAUAGCAAUGCACGGUUUUUCUUGCAGGUGGUUAAGUUGAGUCAAAUUUUCCUUGAAUGUGUCACCAUAGCGUAUAUGCUUUUGGCAGUAUCAUUGGUGUCUCUACGGCUUCGGUUGAGGUGGUUAGAAUAACUCGCACUAAGACUAUAGUCUUACGAUCCUUGUUUGAUAUGUGGAAGUGAAAAAUGAAAUUUGGGAGGCUCAAUUGUUACUUGAUAACUCAACCUGGAUUUGAUCAUGUGUUUGGAUUUUGGUGAAGAUCGGAUUUGAGGAUGAUUCAACAAAAUUGUUUGAAUGGUGUGGUGUAAAGAUGUGUAGUUGAUUAGUAAAACCGAUCAAUGACAAAACGAUAUUUACUGUUCCAUAGGACUUGUGGCACUGAAACGAACAUCAUGAUAUCUUGAGGUUUAAGGAGUUAAAUAAUACAGGUUUGGGGUUUUGAGGUUGAAUGUAUUAUGUAUUGUUCCAGUUAGUAAUUUAUCUUUUUGUGGUUUUGCUGAUAGUUUAGUCUUGUGGAUGGUAGAAUGAUUCGAGAAAAAAAAAAUACUAUGGGAGGGGGACUUAUAUGACUUCUUGAAUUUGACUUUUACGGAGUUGGAUGUGAAAGAGAGAAUCUCAUGGCUAGAACCUAGAUAUUGGACUUCAACAUAUUAAGAUGGAGUAAAGUAAUUUGACUUCAAGAAUUGCGGCUCGCUACUCUUUUUGCAUGACACUGGCAGAGAUUGGAUUUGGGAAGCUUAUUCAAUAUAUCAAGUCCUAAAUUGGAGCGGACAUUUAUUUAUGGUAACGAGGGUAAUGGAUGUGAGAGUUCACUUGAAUUGCUUGUGUUGUAAGGCUAGUGGAUGUGAUAAGAAAAGAAAAAAAAAAUUAAAAGCAUGAUUUAUUGAGUUAUUAGACUCUUGGAACUAAAAGAAAUAUCAAUAGCCCCGAAGUGUGAGAAGAUUAACUGUACAAA
Molecule: messenger RNA, 4466 nt
Organism: Rhododendron vialii
Lineage: Eukaryota; Viridiplantae; Streptophyta; Magnoliopsida; Ericales; Ericaceae
Product: DEAD-box ATP-dependent RNA helicase 21-like
Exons: 2
Coding region: 24-1844 (606 amino acids)
Biological process (GO): mRNA splicing, via spliceosome
Cellular component (GO): catalytic step 2 spliceosome
Molecular function (GO): RNA helicase activity; ATP binding; RNA binding
Source: RefSeq, a predicted model, not a curated record